Venturia canescens is the source of this 1661-nucleotide messenger RNA. RefSeq names its product Cyclophilin 40 (gene Cyp40). Bases 269 to 1408 code for a protein of 379 amino acids. The record is from RefSeq and is a predicted model, not a curated record. The transcript is spliced from 7 exons. Gene Ontology annotation, biological process: protein peptidyl-prolyl isomerization. Gene Ontology annotation, molecular function: protein binding; peptidyl-prolyl cis-trans isomerase activity. Lineage: Eukaryota; Metazoa; Arthropoda; Insecta; Hymenoptera; Ichneumonidae.
UGGGACUAGAUGAUGGCGACGCAAGUUGAACAAGACAGAAAAAAAUAAAUUUCGAAGAAUAUGUGAGGUUAGAUAAGGAUUGCUAAAACAAGAAAUAUUCAUGCGGAAAACGAUUCCACCAAAACGGCAAGAAUUGAGCACUUUUUAUAAUAAAUGCUCUAAUAAUUGAAUACCCAUAAUGAGUUUCAAUCUUUUGAUGUCAAUACGAGGAUAAACACAAGAAGUGCACAUUUGAAAUAAAAAAGUAAACGAAAAAUAAAUAACAAAUAUGAAACGACCGUUAGAAGAAGAGAGUGAUAUUUCUGAUGGGAAUCCUAUAGUAUUCUUGGAUGUCGCGGUCGGUGAUGAGAGAGUUGGAAGGAUUGUCAUUGAACUUUUUAAGAAUAUAGUACCAAGGACUGCGGAAAACUUUCGAGCCUUGUGCACAGGAGAAAAAGGGAUUGGCUGCAAUGGCAAAAACCUUCAUUACAAAGGGACCAUUUUCCACAAGAUCGUUCCACUCUUCAUGAUCCAAGGAGGAGACAUCAUUAACUUUGAUGGCACUUCAGGAGAAAGUAUUUAUGGUCCACAAUUUGAGGAUGAGAAUUUUGAAGUGCAGCAUGAUAAAGAAGGUCUUCUGAGCAUGGUAAACAAAGGACGACCGGAUACUAACAGUUCUCAGUUCAUUAUCACGACCGGACCUAGCAAACACUUGGACAAUACUCAUGUCGUUUUUGGCAGAGUUCUGAAAGGAAUGGGCAUUGUUUCAGAGCUCAACAGCGUUCCUACCACAAAUGAUAAGCCUAGUGAGAAAGUUCAUAUAACGGAUUGCGGCGAAUUUAAAAAAGGUGAAAAUUGGGGUCUCGAAGAGAACGAUUGUACCACGGACAAAUAUCCACCCUGGCCUGAAGAUUGGGAUUACGCAGACUCGAAGGAUGUAGACCAAAAAUUCAUCGUCGAUGUGGUAAAACAAAUCAAAGAUUCUGGUAACCAUUAUUUCGCAAAAAAAGAUUUUGUCAAUGCUGGCAGAAAAUACAAGAAGGCAUUAAGAUAUCACAAGUGGCUCAGCGAAACUGGAGACAUGCCCAGUGAAUUGGAAGAAAACGCGACUGAACUCAAAGUAGUUUCCUGGUUGAAUCUUGCAGCUGUUUAUUUGAAGGAAAAGAAACCCAGAGAAGCUCUCAAAUUAUGCAACCAGGUUUUGGCGAUAAACGAGGAUAACGGUAAAGCUUUAUUCCGAAGGGGUCAAGCUUACAUGGAUUUAAACGAGUACAAUUGCGGUAUGGCUGAUCUCCGACGUGCCAGUUCAACAUGUCCUAACAAUUCGGAUAUUCUUCAAGAGAUCGCGAAGGUUAAAAGAAUAAUGCAAUCGUAUUUGUUAGUAGAGAGGGCUGUAUGCAAAAGAAUGUUCCAGUCAAGUAGGUUGUGAAGCGUAACCUCGUACGUAGAGAAACUUAUAAGAAUUCAACUAUGAUACAAAUAGUUAUUAUGUAUCCGCCAAUCAUGAAUGGAUUUUUGUAUUUUUCACGUAUAAAUCAAGAGUCAAAAAAUGUUUAUAUCAUGUAAGGAAAUCGUGUUAAAAUUUUAUAUCAAUGUUCGAAUAUGUACGUAUAUUAGUCGCGCAUUUUGAAACUGUCUUUCUAUAGAAAUAAAAGCAUAUAUUAAAAAUGUUCAAAGGUCAA